Molecule: messenger RNA, 891 nt
Organism: Cephus cinctus (wheat stem sawfly)
Lineage: Eukaryota; Metazoa; Arthropoda; Insecta; Hymenoptera; Cephidae
Product: peroxiredoxin-6
Exons: 5
Coding region: 124-786 (220 amino acids)
Biological process (GO): cell redox homeostasis; cellular oxidant detoxification
Cellular component (GO): cytosol; mitochondrion
Molecular function (GO): peroxiredoxin activity
Source: RefSeq, a predicted model, not a curated record
AGCGCUGAAAGCAGCUAAACUACAUCAGUCAAACUCAGACUUCUAUACCGACGCAUUGGUAUAACUCGAGGACAAUUUACUUCUCUCUACUACGAGAUUAAGGGACUCUUGACUCAGUUUACAAUGAGGCUGAACACCAUCAUUCCCAACUUCCACGCGGAGACGACUCAAGGUCCGAUUGACUUCUAUAACUGGCAAGGGAACUCAUGGGUCGUAUUGUUUUCUCACCCUGCUGAUUUCACUCCUGUUUGUACCACCGAACUCGGUCGUCUCGCUGUUCAUCAACCCCACUUUGAUCGUCGUAAUACCAAACUACUAGCUCACUCUGUCGACAAGCUGAAGGACCACGUGGACUGGGUUAACGAUAUCAAGUCUUACUGUCAGGAUAUUCCUGGAAGCUUCCCCUACCCUAUCAUCGCGGACCAUGACCGGGAUCUGGCUGUUAAAUUGGAUAUGAUUGACGAGGAGAGUAAAAGUGAUCCUAACUUGGCAAUGACUGUCCGAGCCCUAUAUGUAAUUAGCCCUGACCAUCGGCUCCGUCUUUCUAUGCACUAUCCAUCUUCUACUGGUCGCAACGUUGAUGAGAUUCUACGUGUCAUUGAUUCUCUUCAGUUGGUUGACCGUAUUCCAGAAAUUGCUACUCCAGCUAAUUGGGUGCCUGGAGAGAAGGUCAUGAUCCUUCCCACUGUCAAGGAAUCGGAGGUCCAAAGACUCUUCCCAGGUGGAGUCGACAGAGUCUCUAUGCCGUCCGGCAAGGUUUACGUCCGUACUACAACGGACUAUUGAGCAGUGUAGACACGAGUGAUAACAUUUCAGUAGAAUUAUUUGUCUUUAAAUUUGUAAAUGUAUAUCUGUUAUUCACGUGUUAAAUAUAUGUUAUUAUAUCAUUAA